AUGGCCUUCUUGCCAAAAGCCUCGCGGAAGCGCAGGGAAGAGACAGCCGCCACCACCGCCGCAUGUGUCGCUGCUGCUCACGCCGAGAUCAAUCGCGAGUCCCUCUCAGACCUGGCCAAGAUGCUCUGGGACGGACAAGCGACGAUGACGACCUCUGGACUUCUCCAGGUCGGCAAGAUCUCAUUCCGGCACUCGGAUACCAAAGACAAUGACCUCAAGAAGAAGGCAAUCGUUUCUCGGAUCGGAUCUGAUCCACGAGAACGGGGCCGGAUCCCGUGUCGUCUGCGUGUAUUAAAGGCAGGGGCAUACAGGCUCGAACUCGCCUGUUCCGCCGGAGAUUGGGUUCCCUUUCCCUUCACAGCGGUCUUCAAAGUGGCCGAGCUCACGACGGCAGUGAGGGAAUUGGUGGCCGCGUUGCAGACGUCUGGCAGGGGGGCGGGAGUGCCUAGCGUGGACUGGAGCCGGGCGGGAGUUCCUCCUGUACUCACCUAUACCCAUCUUCAACUUAAGGGCCCCCCCGAUGAGCCAGCCACAAAACGGCUCAAGCCUCCACCUCCUGGAAGAAGACCGGGCGACGAGAUUCCUCCAAAGCCUGUGAAGAGGCGCAAGUUGCCGGCUCCCCGCUUCUUGCCCAUUCGGAACGCGGCCACUGCAAAACAUCCCGGAUCUGCAGGCCAGGCAGCUUCAGGAACCUCACUCUCUUCGCGUCCCCUCUGA
Messenger RNA from Microstroma glucosiphilum, 717 nucleotides. RefSeq lists its product as hypothetical. Bases 1 to 717 code for a protein of 238 amino acids. The transcript has a single exon. The record is from RefSeq and is a predicted model, not a curated record. NCBI's taxonomy places the organism in Eukaryota, Fungi, Basidiomycota, Exobasidiomycetes, Microstromatales, Microstromataceae.